AUGGAAUGCUGGUACGUCCUAGCCGUCCUCCUCUGCCAGUCCUCUUCCGCGUCCCUCGCCGCCUACCUUGCAUCUCAAAUCCAGCGCCAAGCCCACCGCUCUGCUGUCUACUACAUUUCCCAAGCUUGGAGUCUCCUCCACUCUACCCUGCCCGCCUCCGACGCCCUCAGAAUGAGCACACAUAACUCUCGACACCACCAUGCUAUCUGGACGCAUGCGUCGGGCAAGAGACUUGAGAUCGAGCGCGGCAAAGACCUUUCCGAAUACGUCCACGCGAAGUUGGAAGCAAUCCGCUGGAUCGGAGCGAGGAGGGAGGGAACGACGAGGGAGGGAACGACGAGCUGCUGCAGAUGCGACGAGAUCGUACUCUUAUCGACCACACUAUACUAA
This is a messenger RNA of Zymoseptoria tritici IPO323, 390 nucleotides long. RefSeq lists its product as uncharacterized. Bases 1 to 390 code for a protein of 129 amino acids. The transcript is spliced from 4 exons. The record is from RefSeq and is a predicted model, not a curated record. Lineage: Eukaryota; Fungi; Ascomycota; Dothideomycetes; Mycosphaerellales; Mycosphaerellaceae.